AUGCAGAACUGCGGAGGCGGCUCCAUUGGGGGCAUCGGGGCUCGGAGAGCCUUCGAUAGUAUCUGUCCCAAUAGGAUGCUUGAUCUGUCCAGCCGGCAACUCAGGAAAACUGAGAAAUUUGAAAAGUUCGUGCCCCCGAAGAAGUUCUUUGAGAGCAGCAGCCCCAUCUCAGUUUACACCGACCCCCCGGAAGCGGAGCUGGCAAGUUUGCCAGCCUUGACUACGAUUGACUGGCAGGAUUUCGCGGAUUGUUCCUCACUCCUCCACGAAGAGAGCUCCCCUAGCUGUGAUGCUGCGGCGUCACAGAGCCACUGUCCACAAACAGAACCCGAAUUUGAUCUGCAGGAUUUCAGGGAUGCAGUGGAUAACCUCAUAUCAGACCCAUCAUCUUUGAUGUCAUCUCCCAUGGGUCCUGAAGACUUUUCCUUCCCUUCCUGCGAUGUCUCGCCCUUUGGUUCCUGCAUUUCUCCCCAGCCUGAGCACCCUGCGCCUUCCAUGAGCAUUCAGGGUGUUCCUCAUCCGGAGCAGUACUGGAAAGAAGUGGCAGACCAGAACCAGAAAGCCCUGGGAGAUGCCCUGGUAGAAAAUAAUCAACUGCAUGUGACACUGACCCAGAAGCAGGAGGAGAUUGCGUCCUUGAAAGAAAGGAACAUUCAGCUAAAGGAACUGGCCAGCAGGACUCGGCAUCUGGCUUCUGUCCUUGAUAAGCUGAUGAUCACCCAGACUCAGGAUUGCAGGGCCGCUCCGGAACCCUUCCUGCUCAAAGCCUCUGCCAAGAGGAGCCUGGAGGAGUUGCUCACCGCCAGCGGCCAGGACGGCGCCGAGGUGGACGCGAUCCUGCGGGAGAUCUCGGAGCAGUGCGACGCUGCUCUGCAGAGCCGGGACACGAAGCGGCCCCGGCUGCUGCAGCCGGGACCUCCCGACGUUGCCGCUCAGCCGCCGGCGCUCCUGCACGGGGCCUUCCGCGGGCUGCGGGCGGACUGCGGCCAGGGAGCCCUGAACCUGAGCCAUAGCGAGCUGGAGGACAGCGCCUGCUUCCGCACCCCGAUUCGGGACCACGGCACCAUCCGCACGUUGGCUUUCCCCCAGGGCAACGCCUUCACUAUACGGACCGCCAGCGGGGGAUACAAAUUCCGCUGGGUGCCCAGCUGA
Sarcophilus harrisii (Tasmanian devil) is the source of this 1152-nucleotide messenger RNA. RefSeq names its product multiciliate differentiation and DNA synthesis associated cell cycle protein (gene MCIDAS). NCBI's taxonomy places the organism in Eukaryota, Metazoa, Chordata, Mammalia, Dasyuromorphia, Dasyuridae. Gene Ontology annotation, biological process: negative regulation of DNA replication; negative regulation of cell cycle. Bases 1 to 1152 code for a protein of 383 amino acids. The transcript is spliced from 7 exons. The record is from RefSeq and is a predicted model, not a curated record. Gene Ontology annotation, cellular component: nucleus.